AUGAAUGCCACCGAACCGGAUAUAGUAGUGGCAAGAGGCCAACUGGACUCAUCGUAUAGAAGCCCAGAGUACACACUGGAGUUCACGGGUGCCGCCUACAACAAUGCCAUAGAAUUCAACCUCACCUUCGAUAACAUCAGCGCCUACAAUGUCUCCAGCGAACCAGAAGGUCUUUGGAAUGACUACAUCAAGCUUCUUCAUGACAGAGCGUUGCUCGUGUCGUUUCUGCUAUUAUUCUCCUUGACGACAGUCUUUGGAAACAUGCUAGUUAUAUUGGCCGUAGUACGCGAACGAUACUUGCACACCUCAACGAAUUACUUCGUGACUUCUCUUGCAGUGGCCGAUUGUCUCGUCGGACUUGUGGUUAUGCCUUUUUCGGCCCUAUACGAAGUUUUAGAACACACGUGGUUCUUUGGUGUCGACUGGUGUGACGUGUGGCGUUCGUUAGAUGUUUUAUUCAGUACCGCUUCCAUUUUAAACUUGUGCGUGAUCUCACUGGACCGUUACUGGGCUAUCACGGACCCGAUAACAUAUCCUAUGCGAAUGAGCGGACGCAAGGCAGCUUUUCUAAUAGCCGCCGUGUGGGUGUGUUCCGGUGCGAUAUCAUUCCCAGCGAUCGCGUGGUGGCGCGCUGUUCGCACUGAAGAAGUUCCCGAUUACAAGUGCCCGUUCACGGAAAACUUGGAGUACAUUAUAUUCUCGUCGACAAUAUCGUUUUAUUUGCCGCUUUUCGUGAUGGUGUUCACUUAUUAUAGAAUAUAUAGAGCGGCAACGAUACAAACGAGGUCACUUAAAAUCGGCACUAAACAAGUGAUGAGACCGAGUGGCGAAUUGGAGUUGACGCUUCGGAUCCACAGGGGCGGGACGAUGCGUCAGCGAAACGACGUUUGCCACGGAGUAUGCACGCCCGAAGAAGCUGAUCAAGAACCACUAACAGCACUCCAGAACAAUGGUCUAUCGCGAUCUUCUACGCGUCUAACAAACGUGACUCACGGCAAGCAUUUGCCGAAAAACUUUUCGCUGUCCCGUAAACUAGCCAAAUUCGCGAAAGAGAAGAAAGCGGCCAAGACUUUAGGUAUAGUUAUGGGUGUGUUCAUAGUGUGCUGGUUACCGUUCUUUGUGGUGAACUUGUUAUCGGGAAUUUGUUCGGCGUGCAUAGCGCACGAGGAGAUCGUUAACGUGGUCGUAACGUGGCUGGGUUGGGUGAACUCUUCCAUGAAUCCUGUUAUAUACGCCUGUUGGAGCAGAGAUUUUAGAAGGGCUUUCCUAAGAAUACUAUGCGUGUGCUGCCCAAGGAAACUAAGGAGAAAAUACCAGCCACAGUUAAGAUUCAAACAGUCACAGUUGCGUACGACUCGACGUUAUUACUCAUCGAGCGAACUGAUGGGCAUACAGCAGAUCAGGCAAAAUUCCUGCGAACAAACUUAUAUAUAG
Molecule: messenger RNA, 1434 nt
Organism: Bombyx mandarina (wild silkworm)
Lineage: Eukaryota; Metazoa; Arthropoda; Insecta; Lepidoptera; Bombycidae
Gene: Dopr2
Product: dopamine receptor 2
Biological process (GO): adenylate cyclase-activating adrenergic receptor signaling pathway; positive regulation of MAPK cascade
Cellular component (GO): plasma membrane
Molecular function (GO): G protein-coupled receptor activity
Source: RefSeq, a predicted model, not a curated record